Saimiri boliviensis boliviensis (Bolivian squirrel monkey) is the source of this 5558-nucleotide messenger RNA. It is a transcript of the gene SSX2IP, whose product is annotated as SSX family member 2 interacting protein. Lineage: Eukaryota; Metazoa; Chordata; Mammalia; Primates; Cebidae. Gene Ontology annotation, biological process: intraciliary transport involved in cilium assembly. The record is from RefSeq and is a predicted model, not a curated record. Gene Ontology annotation, cellular component: ciliary basal body; centriolar satellite.
GGGGCGGGGAAGGCGGGAGUUCGCGGCGGAGGAGGAGCCGCCGGCGGGAGGCGCUGCGAGGCGCUGCUGGCCCUCGGGGCUGCGGGAGCCGGGCUAGGACGCCGAGCGGUGACUCCCCGCCGCUCCCGGGGGCCGUGACGGAGAUGCCUACAUAGAAGAGUGACAGCAGCUGGACUAAAUGUUUCACUGCUGAACUAGUUCCUCAGGUAUCCUGGCUCUAGAGAUUGCUAUGGGAGAUUGGAUGACUGUUACAGAUCCAGGUCUGUCUUCAGAAAGCAAAACUAUCUCUCAACAUACCUCAGAAACAAAGAUGUCUCCAUCAAGUUUAUACUCACAGCAAGUGCUAUGUUCUUCAAUACCUUUAUCAAAAAAUGUGCACAGUUUUUUCAGUGCCUUCUGCACAGAAGAUAAUAUUGAACAGAGUAUUUCAUAUCUUGAUCAGGAAUUGACUACUUUUGGUUUUCCUUCAUUAUAUGAAGAAUCCAAAGGUAAAGAGACAAAGAGAGAAUUAAAUAUAGUAGCUGUUUUAAAUUGUAUGAAUGAGCUGCUUGUGCUUCAGCGGAAGAACCUUCUAGCUCAGGAAAAUGUGGAGACGCAGAAUUUGAAGCUGGGAAGUGAUAUGGACCAUCUACAGAGCUGCUACUCAAAACUUAAGGAACAACUGGAAACCUCCAGGAGGGAAAUGAUUGGGCUUCAGGAGAGAGACAGACAGUUACAGUGUAAGAACAGGAAUUUGCAUCAGCUACUAAAGAAUGAGAAAGAUGAGGUACAAAAAUUACAGAAUGUCAUUGCAAGUCGAGCUACUCAGUAUAAUCAUGAUAUGAAGAGAAAGGAGCGUGAAUAUAAUAAACUGAAGGAACGUCUACAUCAACUUGUUAUGAACAAGAAAGAUAAAAAAAUAGCUAUGGACAUUUUGAAUUAUGUUGGUAGAGCUGAUGGAAAAAGAGGCUCCUGGAGGACUGGUAAAACUGAAGCCAGGAAUGAAGAUGAAAUGUAUAAAAUUCUCUUGAAUGAUUAUGAAUAUCGUCAGAAACAAAUCCUAAUGGAAAAUGCUGAACUUAAGAAGGUUCUUCAGCAGAUGAAAAAGGAAAUGAUUUCUCUUCUUUCUCCCCAAAAGAAGAAACCCAGGGAAAGAGUAGAUGAUAGUACAGGAACUGUUAUCUCUGAUGUUGAAGAAGAUGCCGGGGAACUGAGCAGAGAGAGUAUGUGGGACCUUUCCUGUGAAACUGUGAGAGAACAGCUUACCAACAGCAUCAGAAAACAGUGGAGAAUUCUGAAAAGUCAUGUAGAAAAACUUGAUAACCAAGUUUCAAAGGUACACCUGGAAGGUUUUAAUGAUGAAGAUGUAAUCUCACGACAAGACCAUGAACAAGAAACUGAAAAACUCGAGUUAGAAAUUCAGCAGUGUAAAGAAAUGAUUAAAACUCAGCAACAGCUUUUACAGCAGCAGCUGGCUACUGCAUGUGAUGAUGAUACCACUUCACUAUUACGAGACUGUUAUUUGUUGGAAGAAAAGGAACGCCUCAAAGAAGAAUGGUCCCUUUUUAAAGAGCAGAAAAAGAAUUUUGAGAGAGAAAGACGAAGCUUUACAGAAGCCGCUAUUCGCCUGGGAUUGGAGAGAAAGGCAUUUGAAGAAGAAAGAGCCAGUUGGUUAAAGCAGCAGUUUUUAAAUAUGACUACCUUUGACCACCAGAACUCAGAAAAUGUGAAACUUUUCAGUGCCUUCUCAGGAAGUUCUGAUCGGGACAGUCUUACAGUGCACUCGAGGCAACCGCCAAAGAAGCCUCACAGUACGUCUAAUGGGUCUCCAGUUUGCAUGUCUAAACUUACUAAAUCUCUUCCUGCUUCACCUUCCACUUCAGAUUUUUGCCAGACACGUUCCUGCAUAUCUGAACAUAGUUCAAUCAAUGUACUGAAUAUAACUCCUGAAGAUACUAAACCAAAUCAAGUUGGAGGAGAAUAUACAAAUCAGAAAUGGAGUGUGGCAUCAAGACCUGGAUCACAGGAAGGUUGCUAUAGUAGAUGCUCCUUGACCUACACAAAUUCUCAUGUAGAAAAAGAUGACUUACCUUAGACAUGUGGACUGGGAUUUUUUUCAUUAACAUAUUCAUCAAAUUUCACAUCUAAGUUGAAACAGGGUGUGUCAUAAAGUCAGUUAUCUCUAGUAACUUAAGAUGGUCUAAGUCGUUUGUUUGGACUUCCCUGUCUUCCCCCAAAGAGUUGAAAUGUUAAAUCUAUUUAAAAGGAUAUAAAAGCUUUGGAUAUGUAUUUUUAGUAACAGAAGCAUCAGGUUCUGUGAAUAAAGGAAUGUAUAGAUGUUUGGAUGGAAACAAAAGCACUAGAAUGAGUUUCCUCUUAUAGGUAUUAAAAAUAGCACUUUUAGGAGACUGAUUAUUGUAAAUGUUUAAUUUUGUCUCAAAUAUAAUUGGCAUUGGAAGUUUAGCCUUUACUUGAAUGUAUACUGUAGAUUUUUAACAAAGCGAGUUCUAUAUUUAUUAUGUUUAGUGUAAUUUGAAAUUACCUCUUUCAUAUGUUUUAAAUAAAGUGAAAUUUAUGUAUGUUUUGUACAUAGAUAUACAUGAUUAUGUUAAGAGACUUUAAGAUUUUAAAGUUUCACACAACCAUAAGUAUAGUAUUUCAUGCCAGUAAAAAAUUUUUUAGUGGUAUUCUGUUUACAGAUGUAUUAGGACCAUUGAUAUCAUUACAUUUAAGAAUUCUUUUUAAUACAUCUGGGCAAUAAAUGUUUAAAGCUAUUCCAUGAAGUCUUUAGAUAAUCAACACUACUAACAUUACAUUUUUGAGAUUUUUAUGACAUUAGAUUUUUAUUUUAUAUAUGUAGGAUAUUAUAAUUUUUAAAAGGUCUAUUGAUAGAGGAAUAGGGGUAAGACAACAAAAGUACCGUUGAAUAGAACAAUUUAAGAAAUUGGUUUAAGAUAUUGGAUGAUAGAAGAUAUUUAAGAUAUCUAGAUGGUGAUAUUUUCCUUACGAGAUGGGUGCCAGUAUAGUAAUAUCUGUACUAACUAGGGCUUUGUAUUUGUUGUCAAUUUUUUAAAUAAUUUUUUAAUGAGGUAUUUACCACUAAAGAAAUAUGAUUAUGUAAAACCAUCCAAUUUUAUAAUUGAGAUAUUAUGAUAUACUGGAAAAACAUGUCAUUUCAUUUUCAGAAAACUCCUAGGCUCUCUUCAGUCUCUGUAAUGUUUCUGAUUGCAUGUUUCUUCAUGAAAAGUAUAUUGUUGUUUUGAUAGUAUAAUAUAAAUAUAGGCUCAGCUCUUUCCCAGGAUUUUCAUCAAAAAGCUUUAAGUGCCUAACCCUGCUUGUCUCUGUACAUAGAAGCCUGCACAGAUCCAGCCAGUCCUUGCUAGAUAUUGUAGUUUAGGCACAUUUACCUUCCCCUUUACUAGUAGUUCAGCCACUUACAUGCAGUCACCCUGUUUGUGGCUAUUUUAAAUUCUUAUUAUUUCCAAAAAAAAAAACAACUAUUUGUGUUAUCCAUUCACUAUAUGUAACUAUGUAACUCUUUGGAGUUGCCUAGCAGCAGCCAUUUUUUCAAGGCUGAUAGGAUAUCAUUAAGAGGAUCUUAUGAGACAUUAGUGGAUAUACUCAUAAUACAGUAACCAUAUUUAUAGUCUCAAAGAGCUGGCUCUUGAGCAUUAGUUACUCACUACCUUUAGCUUGAUGCAUGGUCACUUCUUUGCUAUUUAAAAUACUGUACAUGGUACAAAAUAUCAGAGACACUACCAUAUUCGAAAGGAAGAAAUAUAGCUGGGAUGUGUUUAUUUUUUUGCUAUUUGGCAGUAACAUGGUCAAAGAAAGGCAGGCAGAAAUUUUAAAUACAGUUAAUGAAUACAUUUGUCAAGAAUUUCCCCCAGGGUUUUCCAUGGUGUACUUUGUAAGAAAUAAGCAUUCUGAUUUUUAAAGUAAAUCUCAUUUCACGACAAUGGAGGUCAUCUGUUUUUUGUUUUGUGUUUCCAUUUUAAAGUGGGUUGAAUUCUCAAACUGGAAAGAAAAGUUCCUUGAGACUUACUUUAAAAUAUAAAAUGUGAAAGAAACAGCAGAGUGAAAGCCAAACUCAUUACACCUUCAAUGUCUGCAUAGAUCCAGAAGUUGUACAUUUUACUUAACAUCACUUCUGUUGAACAUUCCAACUCCAAAAUGGUCCCCGGUCACCUUAAUCUCAGAAUGUUGGAAUGAUGUCUGUAUUUGAAAACUCCAGACUCCACACAUAAAACUCCUAGGAUUUUGCUUCCUAUCUCUUUCUAGGUGUUUGUUGGCAAUGUAUAAAUAAUAUAGCUGUGCUAACCUCACAUUUAGUCAUGAUAGAUGAUGGUACUAGAGUGCACUUCAUUUGUAAGUUCUGAUAAGUGUUUUCUUUAUCAGUAUGUACAUCUGAAAUUUUUUGUACUUCAUUUGUUUUUACAUGGCAUAUAUCCAUUCUGAAUUUUCAAAGCAUAAAAAUGUCAAAGAAAAAUUGAGAUAAACAUUUUGUUUACUAUUAAAUGUUUGCAUCUGCAGUCUAUAAUGAGAAAAAAAUUAUGACUGAAAUUUAACUUAAAUAGCAUUUUCUUAUAGAAGCAAUGUAUUAAAUGAUUAGAUAUGCAGGACAGUUCACAGCAAAUUGUUUACCUUGUGGCAUAAUUGAAAUACUGUUAUUUGGAAGAGUUUUAUAUUUCUUACCUUAGCUAACCAGAAUUGUUCAUAGGCUUGUGAUAAUAUAGUGUUGUGUGAAAACAUUUCAUGUGCAUGAUGAAUUGAGCACUAUGAAUCUCAUCUUGCCUGCCCCUGGUGGAACAUUUGAAAACCCCUAGGACCCCAGGAGAGAGAUAUUUGCAGCAUGUAUGCCUGGAACACACUGUGAGUUAGCAAGACCCUGCUGUGAUAAUGCUGUUGUACAAAUCUGCAAGCAUAUUGCCUAAUAUAAGUCGUGUUCUUAUUUCUAGAUUGGAUUUAAGUAAGUAUGGAUUGUGGAAGUCUAGUAAAUAUACUUUUCCCUGUGUCUGUCCUUUUUCAGUCUUUUGACAGGCAUUUAUGAAGUACCUUCUGUAUGUAAAGGCUUACUACUACUUUCCCAUCCUUGAAGAUAUGAAGACAGAUAAGCAUGCUGCCUGCUAUUGAGAAUCUGAACUGAGUGGAAGACCCAGCUACAUUGUAAUAAACAAUGGUGGAUGCUAUGUCACCACCUCUGACACAUUCAGUCUGUUCAUAAAACAUGGACUGGUGGGUCUGCUCCAGGGCCACCUCCCUUUCGUAACAGUAAUGUGGCUAGGAUUCCAUUUAUAAAUCUUAGCAUUAUUUCCUCUAUGAAGUGCUAUGUAAUAGAUGAUUGUUUUGCUAGAUUUUGUUUUCUACAAUCAAAAUGUUGACUUGCAAAGGAUUGUAGGAUUUUCUCUCCGUGAGAACAUAUAUUAUCACGUAGUAGAAAAAGCAUUCUCAAAAAUUUGAGAUAAGGCCAUGCAGAUAGGGAUAAUGAAAUCGGUCACUCUAGUCCUUUUUCUAAAUAUAGUGUUUUUCAAGCUGGAUGUAAAUUAGAGUGGGUGGAUAUUGAUUAAAUUAAUUUAUAU